Molecule: messenger RNA, 1977 nt
Organism: Tripterygium wilfordii
Lineage: Eukaryota; Viridiplantae; Streptophyta; Magnoliopsida; Celastrales; Celastraceae
Product: cyclin-A1-1-like
Exons: 11
Coding region: 170-1651 (493 amino acids)
Biological process (GO): mitotic cell cycle phase transition; regulation of cyclin-dependent protein serine/threonine kinase activity
Cellular component (GO): nucleus; cyclin-dependent protein kinase holoenzyme complex; cytoplasm
Molecular function (GO): cyclin-dependent protein serine/threonine kinase regulator activity
Source: RefSeq, a predicted model, not a curated record
CUCUCUCACACACACACUCUGUGACUUUCCAUACGUAAAAACCCUCAAAAGAACUCUUUCGGAAUCCAAAACAAGAAUUUAUCUCUCAGAGGAAAACAAUCUCUUGUCCUCUGUGAAGAAGAAGAAGGGAGGGAGAGGUUCUGUAAACUAUCUUUUGUUUUGAGCGGAGAUGUCGACACAGAAUCGGAGGUCCCCAUUUUCAUCAUCGACCUCAUCAUCUCUGGCGAAGCGGCAAGCGUCGUCGUCGGAGAAUAUUGGGAAGGUUACGGCGGUGGCUAAGAAGCGAGCGCCUCUCACUAACCUCACCAAUUUGAAGAAUGUCCCUUCUCAUGGCUCGAGAAGCUUGGGUCCAUCGUCUACCAUGGUUCCGUGUUCAACCAAAAUUUCCAGGCCCAAGAAGGGUUCUCAAAUUCCCACUGGUGGUACAAGCUUCUCGGGGAAUGCCUUACCUUCAUCCUUGAACACGAAAACCAGCUCAAUUGGGCCUUUUAAGGCUACUCCUUUGCUAAGAAGUCAUGAAAUUGUCCCAAUUUUUCCUACUGUUUCUGCAUCAUGCAGCAUAUAUGUUUCUCCAAGUAAAUCAGACGGAAAUUCAGUAUCAACAGACGAGACAAUGUCUACUUGUGAUUCUUUCAAGAGCCCUGAAAUUGAGUACAUAGAUAAUAAUGACGCUUCAGCUAUUGAUUCUGUUGAUAGGAAGAUAUUUGGCAAUCUCAACCUUUCAGACCAUGCAAAAACAGCAGAUGACAUCUGUAAAAGAGAUGCUCAGGCGGAUAUGGAAAUGGAGGAUAAAAUUGUUAAUGUUGACAAUAAUUACACAGAUCCGCAGCUUUGUGCAUCCAUUGCUUGUGACAUUUACAAGCAUUUGCGUGCAACUGAGGUAAACAAAAGGCCUUCCACAGACUUCAUGGAGAGAAUUCAGACAGAUAUAAAUGUCAAUAUGCGCUCAAUAUUGGUUGAUUGGCUUGUGGAGGUGGCCGAAGAGUACAGGCUGGUGCCUGAUACAUUAUAUUUGACCGUGAAUUACAUAGACAGGUAUCUUUCAGCAAAUGUGAUGAAUAGGCAACGGCUACAAUUGCUUGGUGUUGCUUGCAUGAUGAUUGCCGCAAAGUACGAGGAAAUUUGUGCGCCUCAAGUAGAAGAGUUUUGUUAUAUAACCGACAAUACGUACUUCAAGGAUGAGGUUUUGGAAAUGGAAUCUUCCGUCCUAAAUUACUUGAAGUUUGAAUUGACGGCUGCGACUGCUAAAUGUUUUUUGAGGCGAUUUGUUCGGAGCGCUCAAGGCGUCAGUGAGGCUCCAUCAAUGCUAUUAGAAUGCUUGGCUAACUACAUCACUGAGUUAUCUCUCCUAGAGUACAGCAUGCUUUGUUAUGCACCAUCACAAAUAGCUGCUUCUGCCAUCUUUUUGGCCAAUUUUGUGCUUAACCCUACACGGAGACCAUGGAAUUCCACUUUGCGGCAUUACACCCUUUACCAGCCUUCAGAUUUACGCGACUGCAUUAAGGAUCUCCAUCGCCUGUGCUGUAGCAACCAUAAUUCUACUUUACCUGCAAUUAGGGAGAAAUACAGUCAGCACAAAUACAAAUGUGUGGCGAAGAAGGACUGUCCGCCUUUGAUACCUCCAGAGUUCUUCCAUGACUUGUGCCACUAGGAGGGAGUCAAGUCACCAUUCUAACGCUCUUGUUGGAUGAUUUCCGGCGACUUAACACUCCUCCUGGGUCUGAUCAUCCUUCCAGAUUGUAUAAUUUCUCCGAUGUUGGCGUUGAGCAGGGAACAUUUUAUCCCAUUGCUCAGUUUUCUGCUCAAUCUACUAGUUCAGUGAUGAGUGAACAGUUACCAUUAAUAUGAUGACAAUCUGGUAUGAUAUUCUCUGUCUUGUUUAGCAAGUUCUAGACUUACUUCAGAGUUAACCUUUAUGCUGUACCUUUAGCAAGUUCUACAUUCUUCAGUAUUAUAAAAGCAAUUACUUCCUCAGUA